AUGCAGUUGACGGAUCCAAAAGGCGGGGCAGCAAUGGCGGGCAUCCAGCCGAAGGAUAUUCUGCUCACGAUCAACGGGAACAGUCUAGCGGGCGACAGCACGAGCGUCGAGAGAGCCGUGAAGCUGAUCCGGGCGUCAGAGGGCAAGCCGGUGGCGAUCGAGGUCGCCCACCAGGGAUCUCGGCCAGUGACGCGGAUGGUCCAGACCGCUAUCGGAACGUCGGGAAAGUACACGGUGGGCGUCCUCCUGGCCCCCAACCUGGAGUCGGUGGACAGGAGGACGGUCGACAACCCCGUGGAGGCUGCCGGGGUGGCCUUCAAGGAGACGGCCGCCCUGUCGUCGAAGACAUUCGAUUCAUUCCUCAGGCUCGCUUCGACGGGGCAGACGGAAGACGUCACGGUUAGCAACGUUUCGGUACAAGCGGACUCCACCCUGAAUAGAGACUCCCUUGGGGUGCGCCUUUCGUUUUCUUGUUAUUCCGGAUGCCAAAGCUCCGGCCCCGUCGAGAUCGUCAAGGUGGGGGCGCAGGUAGCCAAGUCGGAGGGUCCGUCGGCCCUUCUGCAGUUCGCGGCGGUGAUCUCCGUCAACCUGGCUGUGAUUAACUCUCUCCCAGUCCCGGGGCUGGAUGGUGGCCAGAUGGUGUUUGUCCUGGCGGAGAUCGUCAGCGGCAAGAAGCUCGACCGGUAAACGUUUUGUCGAGCGGUGCUCACGGGAGGCUUGGGGUAGAGAAAGUACGUCUACUGUUGUUUUGUGUUGGUGCGGGUCUAUGUCUGUUGUUGUUGUUGUUGGUGUUAUUGUUGUUGGUGUGUCUCUUGAUGUCGUGGCUACUGCUGUUGUUGGUGGUGUUGUAGGUGGUGUGGUGUAGUGUUGUCGUUGUUUGUGUUAUUGCAGACUUCAAACCCGUUGAACUCAUGACGUGGUUCUCGGUACCCACAUGCUGGUCCCUGACAUGCGUGCGAUUUUUUUGCAUUGCUUGAACAUUAUUCCCGGUGUCUGAAACGAAAUUUGGGUGAGUGGUGGGACUGAAACUACUCCACCAGCGAGGGCUUUAGAUUUUUCUUGUUCAUGUUGAAGGGCGCAUGUCAACUAGCCAGCGUCACACACGUGUGCCGUGUCUUUGUGUGGUUCCGUGGGACCAAGUAUUUCGCAACCCGUGUACGAGCCUUGUGGUAAUUAUGCUUUUCCGCGUACCCCGAGCCAUUGGCAG
This is a messenger RNA of Ectocarpus sp. CCAP 1310/34, 1207 nucleotides long. The record is from the annotation of a GenBank genome assembly. NCBI's taxonomy places the organism in Eukaryota, Phaeophyceae, Ectocarpales, Ectocarpaceae.